Molecule: messenger RNA, 2169 nt
Organism: Pocillopora verrucosa
Lineage: Eukaryota; Metazoa; Cnidaria; Anthozoa; Scleractinia; Pocilloporidae
Source: RefSeq, a predicted model, not a curated record
CCAUCCGAUACAAAAUUCCAAUUGUUCGUCGCAGCGUGGAUACAGUCAACGGCAAUGAAUCGAUUAGCCACUAUGACAUUGGAGAGGCUAUCAAGAGAUACGUGCGAUCGACUAUGAAGGGAUAUGUCUGUCAAAGUCCAGACAGGGUUUGUGUAGUAGGGUCUCCCGGACCAAUAGGAGCUCGUGGUCUUCCCGGGAAGAGAGGGCCCAAAGGAAUUAGGGGGAAAAAGGGAACGCGAGGAGUUGUGGGACCUCCAGGAGGACCGGGAAAGCAAGGCAUCAAGGGAGAUAUUGGCCCUGAAGGAAUCAAGGGAGAAAAAGGAAUCCCAGGGACACCUGGACAACCAGGAGCUAAAGGUGAACCGGGCGAGUCCCUAUCAGCGCCAGAGGUGACUGUAUCACUAACUACAGACACUGUUACUGAAAACCAAACUGCCACGUUUUAUUGCUCGGCUAAUGGCAAUCCAAUGCCUACCGUCACCUGGAGUAAAACUGGUGAUACGAAACCAAUUUCAAGCCGACAUAAUAAGUUAGAAAUCACAAAAGCUACUUAUAAUGACUCGGGAAAUUAUGUUUGCACGGCCAAGAACGUAUUGGGUGAGGUGCAAAAGCAGGUGAAGCUCUUUGUGGAAGUUCCUCCACGAUUCACAAAAACUCCAAACAGAGUCAUUAAAAUCAACAGAGGUAAAAAGGCAUCUGCUUCCUGCCAAGCGUUUGGAUUUCCUUCGCCAAAAAUAGUUUGGUCAAGAGGACUUGUCCCGUUACCACAAGAUAGAACAAGUGUCAGCAAUGGAACUCUAGAUAUAUCACUUUUUGAUCUUAAAGAUUCUGGUACGUACCGAUGUACCGCGUCCAACAAGCUGGGAUCUGUCAGUGCUUUGACAACCUUAUAUUAUAUACACAUAGAAAAGUUUAAGGCCGUCUUUACCAACCUUGGUGCGAGUGGAAGAUUUGGUCCAACAUCGCCUGGUAGUCACUACGCUAAACAGGAUCAUGACGGACAAGUUACACUGUCCAGCGGUAUUCAACAGUGGACUGUGCCGUACACUGGUGACUACAGAAUAGAAGCAAUAGGAGCAGCAGGAGGGUACGAUUCACACGCUAACAGUACUCAAUACCGAGGAAGGGGAGCAAGAAUGGUUGGAACGUUCCGCUUGAACAAGGGUGAAGUUAUUCGAAUACUUGUCGGCCAAGAAGGAGGAGUAAACACGGGGAAAAAGGCUUCUGGCGGUGGUGGAGGUACAUUUGUAGUAAGAGGAGGCAACACACCUUUGAUUAUAUCCGGGGGUGGAGGAGGCAUAGAAUCAGCAUAUUCAAGGCAUUCAGGAUGUGAUGCUAGUACUGGUUCAUCGGGAAAUCCUGGGUACAGGUCUUGGUCAGGGGGGAGCAAUGGACAUGGUGCACAGACUGCUGAUACUAGUAAUUCCGGUGGCGGUGGCGGAGGUUUCUACUCCAACGGCAGAAGUUCAAAGCAGUUUGGGGGUACCAUGGGAAUAGGUGGAGAGGGUGGAAAAGGAUUUCUCCAGGGAGGAGUGGGAGGUAGAGCUAAGUAUAACAAUGCUGUUGGUGGAUUUGGUGGAGGUGGAGGUGCUUAUGGAAAUGAAGGAGGUGCAGGAGGAGGAGGAGGAUACUCUGGAGGAAGCAGUGGGGAUAAUGAAUAUGAUUCCUGUGGAGGCGGUGGCGGAUCUUAUAAUGCUGGUAAAAAUCGACAAAACGAAUGUUGCUAUCAAUCAUCUGGCCAUGGUCAGGUGAUCAUAACCUUACUGUGAAAAGAGAAAAGUGUUUUGGGCAUUAUUAAACACUUAUAGACUGAUCCCGACGUAAACAGCCUUUUUUGCCAAGGCGGAGCCGAGUGGGAAAAUAUCUGUUCCUCGAGGCAAAAGUCGGUCAACAUUCAGUUCUUUUUUUUUUAUCCAAAUUCUUUGCCAAUUAAUGAAAUAACAGUGUAUUGUAAGGAAACGCUAUCAUAUUAAUCACUGGAUUUAAGGGGACCAUACCAGUUUGCCAUUCGAGGCUUUUUUAAAAUAUCAUAAAGAUCGAGUGGAUUGUAAUUUUUCAUUUAACGACAAAUAGGAAGUCAUGUAAUUUUUUUGCUAGUCGAUAUUUUCAUUUCAUCGUAUUUUAUCCCUAGAUUUCUCAAGGUCGACGCUUGCCCAUGGUUCUUGUAGA